Messenger RNA from Pseudovirgaria hyperparasitica, 1119 nucleotides. Its product is annotated as SGNH hydrolase. The transcript is spliced from 3 exons. Bases 197 to 922 code for a protein of 241 amino acids. Gene Ontology annotation, molecular function: phosphatidylcholine lysophospholipase A1 activity. NCBI's taxonomy places the organism in Eukaryota, Fungi, Ascomycota, Dothideomycetes, Acrospermales, Acrospermaceae. The record is from RefSeq and is a predicted model, not a curated record.
CGUGCAGUAUAUGACCAAUUUGAGUACUUUCUACCGUUGGGUCAGACCGUUGGGUGGCAGUCGUUUGAUUACUCGUGGGAUCCUGCCGACCUGCAGAUAUAUAUAAUACCCAGCAGCGCUGCUGAGAGAUAGUACCAAGUCUGUAAAGGUUGAUAAAUCUCGCAAUAUCAUCCGUGGUCUCAACCAGCUAGUCGCGAUGAAGCUUGCCAUAGUAGCCACAUUGUCUGCGUUGUGUGCGUCUUUCACGGAUGCCCUCGUCCUUCGUCAGACUCCUGGACAACGACUCCCGUCCGGAAACUCCAUCCGUCUCCUUCCCCUAGGAGACUCCAUUACAUGGGGCACAGAUAGCACAGAUGAAAGUGGCUACCGCGGCGGUCUCCUAUCCGAACUCAGCGGCAACAUCGUCGACUUCAUCGGGAACGCAUCACAGCGCCGUGGCAACAUUCCCGAUCCCGACAAUGCCGGCUGGCCAGGAUACACGAUUGCGCAAAUCGGCGAGGCCGCGGACAAUGCCUCCACAUCGGUGUUUGCACCUCAGCCCAAUGUUGUCACGCUGCAUGCAGGUACAAACGACAUGAUUUAUAUCUUCCAGGACUAUGCUGGUGCUCCAGAUCGACUAGAGGCGUUGAUCAAUAAGAUCACGGCAAAUGUGCCGAAUACGCUGGUGCUGGUUGCGAAGAUCAUUCAUGCCUCUGACCCGGACGUUGAUGCUAGAAUCCAGACGUAUAACUCAGGGAUAGAUGCUGCUGUACAGAGGGCUCAGCAGGGUGGGAAGUUCAAGGUGCGCGUAGUAGAUCAAUCUGCUAUCGAUGACCUUGGAGAUGGUGUGCAUCCGACCGACGCAGGAUAUGCGACGAUGGCAACCAAUUGGUACAAUGCUAUUUACGAUGCAGAUGUGGCAGGACUUAUUUCACCAGCCUAGGGGUGGAAGGCUCACUCGCACGAGGGUCGCUCAGUUUUCGACUUGCGUCCUACGUAAGGGAAAGAGGAAUAGAUAAGGGACAUAUACCUACUCAAACAGAUCAUUACACUGGUGUAUGUGUUCUCACUAUCGCUAUGAACAAACAAAGAGGUCAGAACUAGUCUAUAGACUAGCUUAUCUCAAGAUAUCAAGUGAAU